Molecule: messenger RNA, 1990 nt
Organism: Strongylocentrotus purpuratus (purple sea urchin)
Lineage: Eukaryota; Metazoa; Echinodermata; Echinoidea; Camarodonta; Strongylocentrotidae
Product: UDP-glucuronosyltransferase 2C1
Exons: 4
Coding region: 136-1818 (560 amino acids)
Molecular function (GO): UDP-glycosyltransferase activity
Source: RefSeq, a predicted model, not a curated record
UUGUCUCGUAAGACCCGCAUGCAGUAAAGAACGCACUGAGUACACUAAUUCAAAUUUCCUCUGUCAUCACGUUCGCCUUCUCUCAUAGAUCUUAUAUCCUCAGUAGCCAGACGAGAAUUCGUCCUACAAACGAACAUGCCUACCCGCUCUCUCGGCUUUUUUCUCCUCGCUUGUCUUUUACAAUGUAGAUUAUCGUACGAAGCUCGUAUCUUACUGACGACGGGAACAAACUUCGGCAGCCAUUUCUCAGUUUUUUCGACUGUCGGGCAUGCCCUGGUCGACCGAGGUCAUACAGUCACAGCGUUCAUUAGCGAUGCCUAUGCCGAGAAGGCAAACGACCCGCGCCUUGAACACCUCCAAAUCGAAGCCUUUCACGAUAGCAAUGGAGAAGCCACUAGGAAAUAUUCGGACGCAUUUACCAAGCAUCUUAUGGAUAAAAAGUCAUCUGGAUUUACCCGAUUUUUUAAAUGGAUGCCACCGAAUCUCUAUUCCUCCAUCGAAAGUUGCAAGGACAUGAUCAAUCAUUUUGAAAAGAAAGAGCACCACUAUGAUCUGGUCUUGUUGGAUGGACACAGUUCCUGUUCAGUCUUUCUUGCAAGUCGACUAGCAAUUCCCUACGUUCUUCUCAUUCCAAGUGGCAUUAAACCUAGCCUAGCUCGACGUCAUGGGAUCCCGGACACCACCUCUUACUAUCCCGAAAUGUCGACGGGGUUGUCGUACCGCAUGACUUUCUCGCAGCGUGUCUCCAACACCGUCAGCGGCCUCGUAGCCGACAUCGCGAUCUUCUUCGAGUACGACGCUCUUUCUUUUCUACUGAGCAUGCGUUAUAACAUCACGAAGUCAGUUCGUAACCUCGUGUCAAAUGCUCAACUCAUUCUUAUAAACUCUGACUUCUCGGUGGAUUAUCCAUUUCCCUUAUAUCCAAAUGUUGUUACAGUAGGGGGGCUUACUACUCGUCCAAAACAACCCUUAAGUGAGACAUGGGAGGAACUUAUGGCUUCCUCUGGACAACACGGUGUGGUGCUAUUCACACUGGGGACCUAUGCUGGCUCUGCUGCAACGCUACCAUUGUGCGAGAUGGAGAAAUUGUCUCGGGCAUUCAGUGUUGUACCCCAGCGCGUGGUCUGGCAAAUGAAGGGAGAGCCACCCCCGUCAUUACAGGUCGGCGAGAACACGCGAAUCGUGCCAUGGAUGCCCCAAAAUGACCUGCUAGGUGACCCCAGACUAAAGGCACUGGUCUUCCACGGCGGCAACAACGGCAUGUACGAGGCCCUCUACCACGGGGUACCUAUGGUGGUCUUGCCGCUCAUCUUCGACCAUCCCGACGUCGCCGUCCGGAUCGUCGACCGCGGGAUGGGCAUCGCAGUCAACUUCUUCUCGUUCACCAGCGAAGAGUUAACGAAAGCCAUCAACGAUGUCAUCAAUAAUUCGAGCUACAAGGAGAACGUACUUCGAUGGUCGUCCAUCUUCAAGGCCAAUCCGCAGCUUCCCAUGGAGAGAGCUGUAUUCUGGAUCGAGCACGUCCUCAAGUACGGCGGCGACUACCUCCGCACAUCUCGGACUGAGCUCUACUUCUGGCAGGUCUGGUCCCUCGACGUCUACGCCUUUCUCCUCCUCAUAGUCUAUCUGUGCUACCGGGUUCUCAAGUUCAUGUAUAUCCGGCAGUAUCAUCGCAUUCUAUCGAGCGGUUGCUGUCUCAUCGUCGGUUAUCCGCUCCGGAAGCUUUGUCCCGGUCUCAGAUUCCGACUCAACAUGAGCGGUAAUGUGGGGAUGCGUUUCUGGGGAACACGCGGGCCUCGGAACAACGGAAAAGUUUGAUAUUUAAAUAGCUUCUCUUUCUCUUUCUCCCCUCUCUCUUUCUCUCUCUCUCUCUCUCCCUCCCCCCCCCCCCAUCUCUUUCUCUUUGGGCGUCUUUCGAAACACCAAAGUUAUGCUCUUAUGGAUUAUUACCGUGCUUGAUGUAUUUUUUCUAAGGUAGUUGUACACCAAU